AUGGAGGUUUCUAUGGUUUUAAAAAUUAUACAAGAGGAGGGACCUAGCUAUGGUUUACAACUGAACGUCUCAAAGACGGAAAUAAUUUGGCCUUCCUAUGACCCAAGAAGAGAUGUUGAUAAUGUUUUCCAUGCAAAUAUUGGUAAGCCAGUGGGUGGUAUUAAACUCCUUGGUGGUCCGGAAAAUAUUAAGUAUUUGCCUGGAAUAAAGCUUGGUCACAAUGUGGUUGCAGACCCAGACUUGGAACAUGCAGUGGAGGAUGCAAACAUGUUGGUAUUUGUUACACCACAUCAAUUCAUAGAGGGUAUAUGUAAGAGACUUGUUGGAAAGAUUAAAGGAGAUGUCGAAGCAAUUUCCCUUAUUAAGGGCAUGGAAGUGAAACCGGGAGGACCAUGUAUGAUCUCUAGUCUUAUCAAUAAACAACUGGGUGUUAAUUGUUGUGUUCUCAUGGGUGCUAACAUUGGAGAUGAGGUAAUAUUGCAAAAUGGACUUUAUCUUCUUCGUCGGGUUGGGUGCCAACAUUUAGUUUUGUUUACGCAGAUUGCUAUGGAGAAAUUCAGUGAAGCAACAAUUGGAUACAGAGAAGAUAAAGAGGUUGCACAAAGAUGGGUUCAAAUUUUCGGGACUCCUUAUUUUCGUGUAUCAGCUGUCAGGGAUAUAGAAGGUGUGGAACUAUGUGGGACAUUGAAAAAUGUUGUGGCCAUUGCAGCAGGUUUUGUCGAUGGCUCGGAGAUGGGAAAUAAUGCGAAGGCAGCAAUAAUGAGAAUUGGUUUGAAUGAGAUGAAAGCAUUCUCAAAAUUGAUGUUCCCAUCUGUAUGCGACAACACAUUUCUGGAGAGCUGCGGGAUAGCUGAUCUCAUCACUACAUGCUUGGGAGGUAGAAAAAGGAAAGUGGCAGAUGCUUUUGCAAGGAGUAGUGGAAAGAGGUUAUCAUAUUUCUUAAGAGAUUCAAUACGAAAUGGUUUACUUUUGAAGGGAGUAAAAACAGCAGGAGAAGUCUAUGAGGUUUUGUGCCAACGUGGAUGGCAACAGUCUUUCCCGCUAUCCCGGACAGUUCAUGUGAUCUGCACUGGUCAUCUUCCUCCUUCAGCAAUAACUCAACAGAGACUAGAUGAAAAUUGA
Papaver somniferum (opium poppy) is the source of this 1122-nucleotide messenger RNA. RefSeq names its product glycerol-3-phosphate dehydrogenase [NAD(+)]-like. Gene Ontology annotation, cellular component: cytosol; glycerol-3-phosphate dehydrogenase (FAD) complex. Gene Ontology annotation, molecular function: glycerol-3-phosphate dehydrogenase [NAD(P)+] activity; NAD binding. Lineage: Eukaryota; Viridiplantae; Streptophyta; Magnoliopsida; Ranunculales; Papaveraceae. The record is from RefSeq and is a predicted model, not a curated record. Gene Ontology annotation, biological process: glycerol-3-phosphate catabolic process; carbohydrate metabolic process. The transcript is spliced from 7 exons. The coding region runs from base 1 to 1122 and encodes 373 amino acids.